AUGAAAGCGAAUGGCCAUGCAUCUGGAGCGGCUGUGCAAGCCUCGAUAUUGACAUUCUCUAUACUGUUCUAUAUCUCUUGUGGCCUAAGAUUGUACACUCGCAUAUACAUCGUGCGCCAGCCAUGGUGGGACGACGCACUAAUCGCAAUUUCGGUCGUCUUUAAUGUCAUAAUGGCCACAUCAAUGUGCCUUCAAGUACCCUACGGUCUUGGAAAGCACGUUGAAGACGUUCCGCCAGAGCAACUCAAGACCAUGCUGUUCUGGUUCUGGCUUUCGAUCUGGAACUACUAUUGUGCGGCAGGGUUUGCUAAGUUAUCAAUCUUACUCCAGUAUCUGAGGAUCUUUGGGACCACGAGGAAGUUCAGAACCGCAUGCUACUGUGUCAUUGCUUCGGUGAUCUUCUAUAUCCUGUGGGGUGCAUUCUCGACAGCGUUUUACUGCUUCCCUCCAAGCGGCUUCUGGGACCCCGAGGCUGUCGCGGAGGGCAGAGCUCAUUGUCAGAAGCAGUGGACUGUCAAGUUGCCUAUCUGGUUCUUCAAUGCUGCGAUGAACAUGGCGACCGACAUCGCUACUGCUGUGCUGCCACUGCCUGUCAUCAAGAAUUUGAAUUUGCCAAGAAAGCAGAGGUUGACACUCAUGUUUGUGUUCGGUAUUGGAGGCUUCAUAAUCAUCAUCUCCAUGGUCCGCCUUUCUGGUCUGUACGCCGUUGCUGUCUCUAAUGACCCGACUUACGACAACCCGCUCGCCGCAAUCUGGUCCGCCACAGAAGCAAACUUGACCGGACUUGCCUCAUGUCUUCCAGUCCUCAAAGGCAUGAUUGCCAAGUACUUCCCGAAUCUCAUCAAGACUUCACACGCGGCAACCAAUCAACCUUAUGGCGCCAGCGGACAGCACUCCAGGCUCAGCGAGAAAGGCGGUCGGAAGUCAGCCGCUAUAUGGGGCAAGAAGGAGACUGAGAUCAACAUCGAGGAGACAACGAUAUGUGGGUCUUCUGACUCUCCUGACCUGAGAAGUGGGGCCGGAUGGGGCUGGGAGAAAGAGAAGAGGACUGGAGCUAUUGAGAUGGAAACCAUCGUCGAGGGUGGGAAGAAGAGUUACCCGAGAAGGAAUACGGAUGGGAGUGAAGAGCAUUUGGUGGAAGUUCUGCCGGCAGAGCGGGCGUGA
Fulvia fulva is the source of this 1164-nucleotide messenger RNA. RefSeq lists its product as uncharacterized. The record is from RefSeq and is a predicted model, not a curated record. NCBI's taxonomy places the organism in Eukaryota, Fungi, Ascomycota, Dothideomycetes, Mycosphaerellales, Mycosphaerellaceae. The transcript has 4 exons. Bases 1 to 1164 code for a protein of 387 amino acids.